CUCUCUGAAACCUUCCUUCUUCUUGUAUCUCGGCGUGGAGGCGGUUUGAGGUCUCGGCUCCCCUUGUUGGGGUCGGGGGGGUCGGAGGUCGCACAGGUUCAAGCGGGGCCGUGUGUGCGUCUGGCAGCUUCUGUGUCUCCAGCUGAAAAUGAUGUAGUUAUGUUGAUAUUUUGACUUCCUGUCUCGUCCCACAGUUCAUCUCGUGGACUCGUCCUUCAACGCGGUCUGACUGGAGGUCAUGUCCCGCCUCUUCCUCUUCGUGCCCGUCAUGGCCGCUCUGUGGUCGGCGGCGGUGCUCAGUGUGUCAGUGUUCUCCGACCCUCCGGAGGCUCACAUGCUGCUGCGGUCCCGGCGGGCGAACUCCUUCCUGGAGGAGCUGAAAGCUCCUUCCAUGGAGCGUGAAUGUUUGGAGGAGAAAUGUGACUUUGAGGAAGCAAGAGAGAUUUUCCAUACGAGGGAAGCGACACUGGAGUUCUGGACGGUUUACACCGAUGGGAACCAGUGUCACUCCAACAUGUGUGUGCACGGCGCCUGCGUGGAUCUCUACCAGGACUACGCCUGCCGCUGUAACCACGGAUACGAGGGCAAAUACUGCGACCAGCCCCAAACCGCCACCAACUGCUCGCUGGACAACGGCGGCUGCGACCACGACUGCUGGGAGGGCGACGACGGCCUGACGAGGAGCUGCAGCUGCGUCGCCGGCUUCAAACUGCACACCGACUCCCGCAAAUGUGUGCCGACAGGUCCGUCGUCCUGCGGCCAGCUGCUGAUCGCCCGGUCGUCCUACACGCAGCGGAAGGACGGCCUGCAGCCCUGGAUGGUGGGCGGCGAGGUGGGCAAGAAGGGGGAGAGCCCAUGGCAGGCGCUGCUGCUGAACGCCAGAGGCCAGUUCCACUGCGGGGGCGUCCUGAUCGAUGAGAACUGGGUCCUGACCGCCGCCCACUGCCUCGACAACAGCCUGCGGUUCCGAGUGCGACUGGGGGACUACGAGCGCUACCGGGACGAGGGCACCGAGGCCACGCUGAGGGUCACCAGGGCCUUCAAGCACCCGAGGUACAACAGCCGGACGGUGGACAACGACAUCGCGCUGCUGCGCCUGCAGACGCCCGCCCCCCAGUCCAAGUUCAUCGUCCCCGUCUGCCUGCCGGGGCGCCGCACGGCCGAGCGGGCGCUCCACCUCAACGGCACCCCCACCGUGGUGAGCGGCUGGGGCAAAGACAGCCUGAACAGCACCACCUUCAGCUCGGCGCUCAACGUCAUCAAGGUGCCGCUGGUGGAGCGCGCCGUCUGCGCCCAGCACAUGUCCCACAACAUCUCCGACAACGUCCUCUGCGCCGGGGUCCUCGGGCAGAAGAUGGACGCCUGCGAGGGGGACAGCGGCGGGCCGAUGGUCACGCUGUACCGGGGCACCUGGUUCCUGUUGGGCCUGGUGUCCUGGGGCGAGGGCUGCGGCAGGGAGGACAAGCUGGGCGUCUACACCAAGGUGUCCAACUACAACGAGUGGAUCAACGGCGUGCGCCAGGACUGGGACAAAGGACUUUAUCCGGAGCCCCCGAUGGUCUGAACCCUCGUUGAGGCCUCAGUCAAGCAGUGAUGUGACGCAUGAAUAAACUGAUUCUGUCUCAAGGCG
Molecule: messenger RNA, 1630 nt
Organism: Gasterosteus aculeatus aculeatus (three-spined stickleback)
Lineage: Eukaryota; Metazoa; Chordata; Actinopteri; Perciformes; Gasterosteidae
Source: RefSeq, a predicted model, not a curated record